This is a messenger RNA of Schistocerca americana (American grasshopper), 591 nucleotides long. Its product is annotated as lysine-rich arabinogalactan protein 19-like. The coding region runs from base 1 to 420 and encodes 139 amino acids. The transcript has 4 exons. The record is from RefSeq and is a predicted model, not a curated record. NCBI's taxonomy places the organism in Eukaryota, Metazoa, Arthropoda, Insecta, Orthoptera, Acrididae.
AUGGCGCCGAGCCUCUCUCGAAAGCUGUCGGCGUCCGUUUCCGCCGCCGUCCUCGGAGGAGCGCGGCCCUCGGCGUCUUUCGCUGCUCCCCACUCUGCCCCCACCCCACCUCGCCGGCCGUGGACUCCGCGGCCCCGCGCCAGCCAGCCAGCGGCCAGACCCGGUCUGACCGCAGCGUCGCGCGCUCCGCAGCCGCCGCCUGCAGCCCCAGCACAGGCACCGGCCACGUGGACCGCGCCACCGCCAUACGACGCAGACGCCGCCAGCGCCCGCUCUCACAGGACUUUCACCGACGCGAGCUGCAGGAGCGCCCCCCGCCGCCCAGACAGCACAGACAGGCAGACAGGUGUGCGGCUCCCAGCCACAGCCACAGCCAGAACCGGAGCGACGGCCGCCAUGGCGCCGCCGCUGCCCUGCUGACACGCGCCGCAGCGCAGACGCCGGCCCGGCCGCCUGUAGGUGAGUGUCGCCUACCAGACUCUCUGCAGCCUAGCUCCCAGCUGUGUCACUGCCAGCAGCCGGCACGGUGCGUACGUAGACGUAGCUACUGUGUACUAGGACUGCUUCAACUAUCACCUCGAAAACGUCCAA